Messenger RNA from Saimiri boliviensis boliviensis (Bolivian squirrel monkey), 10670 nucleotides. NCBI's taxonomy places the organism in Eukaryota, Metazoa, Chordata, Mammalia, Primates, Cebidae. The record is from RefSeq and is a predicted model, not a curated record.
CACUGGGUGUGAUCGCAGGGAGCUGGGAGCCCCGCAGCCUCGGCCUCCGGCCCAGCAGCACCUCUACCUGGGCCGGGCCCGCCCCCCGCUCACCGGCCCGCGCUGGCACCUGGCGGUCGCCGCGGACACAGCAGCAGGAGGAGGAGGCGCCGCGCGGGGCGGGCGUCGCGGGGCCGCGCUUGGCGUUCCUGAGCCGCGGCCGAACUUUUCCCCAAGAAGUCCCACGUCUGGGGGCCGGAGGAGCGGGACCGGGAGGAGAGACCGGAGUUCCUGGAAGGAUCAGCAGCAGCGGCCCCACAACAUGGCCUCCUCUGCCUCCUCCUCUCCCGCAGGCGCCGAGGACUCCGCUCCUGCGCAGGGCGACUUUGGAUCAGAUUAUUCACGAAGUUCUAUAAAGUCUGAUGCCAACGCAAGUUACUUAAGAGCAGCUCGAGCUGGACACCUUGAAAAGGCCCUCGACUACAUAAAAAAUGGAGUUGACAUCAACAUUUGCAAUCAGAAUGGGUUGAAUGCUCUCCAUCUUGCUUCCAAAGAAGGCCAUGUAGAAGUUGUUUCUGAGCUGCUACAGAGAGAAGCCAAUGUGGACGCAGCUACGAAGAAAGGAAACACAGCAUUGCACAUUGCAUCUUUGGCUGGGCAAGCAGAGGUAGUAAAAGUCUUGGUUACAAAUGGAGCCAAUGUCAACGCACAAUCUCAGAAUGGUUUCACGCCAUUGUAUAUGGCAGCCCAGGAAAAUCACCUGGAAGUUGUCAAGUUUCUUCUUGACAAUGGUGCAAGCCAGAGCCUAGCCACAGAGGAUGGCUUCACACCAUUGGCAGUGGCUUUGCAACAAGGUCAUGACCAAGUCGUUUCGCUCCUGCUAGAGAAUGACACCAAAGGAAAAGUGCGUCUCCCAGCUCUUCAUAUCGCGGCCAGAAAAGACGACACGAAAGCCGCCGCCCUGCUGCUGCAGAAUGACAGCAACGCGGAUGUGGAAUCAAAGAUGGUGGUGAAUAGAACAACAGAGAGUGGCUUCACUCCGCUCCACAUAGCUGCUCACUAUGGAAACAUCAAUGUAGCCACGUUGCUGUUAAACCGAGCGGCUGCUGUGGACUUCACCGCAAGGAAUGACAUCACUCCUUUACAUGUUGCAUCAAAAAGAGGAAAUGCAAAUAUGGUAAAACUAUUGCUUGAUCGAGGAGCUAAAAUCGAUGCCAAAACCAGGGAUGGUCUGACACCACUGCACUGUGGAGCAAGGAGUGGCCAUGAGCAGGUGGUAGAAAUGUUGCUUGAUCGAGCUGCCCCCAUUCUUUCAAAAACUAAGAAUGGAUUGUCUCCAUUGCACAUGGCCACACAAGGGGAUCAUUUAAACUGCGUCCAGCUUCUCCUCCAGCAUAAUGUUCCCGUGGAUGAUGUCACCAAUGACUACCUGACUGCCCUACACGUGGCUGCCCACUGUGGCCAUUACAAGGUCGCCAAGGUUCUCUUGGAUAAGAAAGCUAACCCCAAUGCCAAAGCCUUGAAUGGCUUUACCCCUCUUCAUAUUGCCUGCAAGAAGAAUCGAAUUAAAGUAAUGGAACUCCUUCUGAAACACGGUGCAUCCAUCCAAGCUGUAACCGAGUCGGGCCUUACCCCAAUCCAUGUUGCUGCCUUCAUGGGGCAUGUAAAUAUUGUAUCACAACUAAUGCAUCAUGGAGCCUCACCAAACACCACCAAUGUGAGAGGAGAAACAGCACUGCACAUGGCGGCUCGCUCUGGCCAAGCUGAAGUCGUGCGGUAUCUGGUACAAGACGGAGCUCAGGUAGAAGCUAAAGCUAAGGAUGACCAAACCCCACUCCACAUUUCAGCCCGACUGGGGAAAGCAGACAUAGUCCAACAGCUGUUGCAGCAAGGGGCAUCUCCAAAUGCAGCCACAACUUCUGGGUACACCCCACUUCACCUUUCCGCCCGAGAGGGCCAUGAGGAUGUUGCCGCCUUCCUUUUGGAUCAUGGAGCAUCUUUAUCUAUAACAACAAAGAAAGGAUUUACUCCUCUUCAUGUGGCAGCAAAAUAUGGAAAGCUUGAAGUCGCCAAUCUCCUGCUACAGAAAAGUGCAUCUCCGGAUGCUGCUGGGAAGAGCGGACUAACCCCACUGCAUGUAGCUGCACAUUACGAUAAUCAGAAAGUGGCCCUUCUGCUUUUGGACCAAGGAGCCUCACCUCACGCAGCCGCAAAGAAUGGUUAUACGCCACUGCACAUCGCUGCCAAAAAGAACCAGAUGGACAUAGCGACAACUCUGCUGGAAUAUGGUGCUGAUGCCAACGCAGUUACCCGGCAAGGAAUCGCUUCCGUCCAUCUCGCAGCACAGGAAGGGCACGUGGACAUGGUGUCGUUGCUCCUCGGUAGAAACGCAAAUGUGAACCUGAGCAAUAAGAGUGGCCUGACCCCACUCCACCUGGCUGCUCAAGAGGAUAGAGUGAAUGUGGCAGAAGUCCUCGUAAACCAAGGAGCUCACGUGGACGCCCAGACGAAGAUGGGAUACACCCCACUGCAUGUAGGCUGCCACUAUGGAAAUAUCAAGAUUGUUAAUUUCCUGCUCCAGCAUUCUGCAAAAGUUAAUGCCAAAACAAAGAAUGGGUAUACGCCAUUACAUCAAGCAGCGCAGCAGGGACAUACGCAUAUAAUAAACGUCUUACUUCAGAACAAUGCCUCCCCCAAUGAACUCACCGUGAACGGGAAUACUGCCCUUGGCAUUGCCCGGCGCCUUGGCUACAUCUCAGUAGUGGAUACCCUGAAGAUAGUGACCGAAGAGACCAUGACCACAACUACCGUCACAGAGAAGCACAAAAUGAAUGUUCCAGAAACGAUGAAUGAAGUUCUUGAUAUGUCUGAUGAUGAAGUUCGUAAAGCCAAUGCCCCUGAAAUGAUCAGUGAUGGCGAAUAUAUCUCAGAUGUUGAAGAAGGUAAUAGAUGCACAAGGUACAAAAUUCCCAAGGUGCAAGAGUUUACAGUGAAAAGUGAAGAUGCAAUGACGGGGGACACAGACAAGUAUCUUGGGCCACAGGACCUUAAGGAACUGGGUGAUGAUUCCCUGCCUGCAGAGGGUUACAUGGGCUUUAGUCUCGGAGCACGUUCUGCCAGUCCCAAGAUCAGCCUCCGCUCCUUCAGUUCGGAUAGGUCUUACACCUUGAACAGAAGCUCCUAUGCACGGGACAGCAUGAUGAUUGAAGAACUCCUUGUGCCAUCCAAAGAGCAGCAUCUAACAUUCACAAGGGAAUUUGAUUCAGAUUCUCUUAGACAUUACAGCUGGGCUGCCGACACCUUAGACAAUGUCAAUCUUGUUUCAAGUCCCAUUCAUUCUGGGUUUCUGGUUAGCUUUAUGGUGGAUGCGAGAGGGGGCUCCAUGAGAGGAAGCCGUCACCACGGGAUGAGAAUCAUCAUUCCUCCACGCAAGUGUACAGCCCCCACUCGAAUCACCUGCCGUUUGGUAAAGAGACAUAAACUGGCCAACCCACCCCCCAUGGUGGAAGGAGAGGGAUUAGCCAGUAGGCUGGUAGAAAUGGGUCCUGCAGGGGCACAAUUUUUAGGUAAACUGCAUCUUCCUACCAAUCCUCCCCCUGUAAAUGAGGGUGAGAGCUUGGUUAGCCGAAUCCUGCAGCUGGGGCCUCAAGGAACAAAAUUUAUUGGCCCUGUCAUAGUGGAAAUCCCUCACUUUGGGUCCAUGAGAGGAAAAGAGAGAGAACUCAUUGUUCUUCGAAGUGAAAAUGGUGAAACUUGGAAGGAGCAUCAAUUUGACAGCAAAAAUGAAGAUUUAACUGAGUUACUUAAUGGCAUGGAUGAAGAACUUGAUAGCCCAGAAGAGUUAGGGAAAAAGCGUAUCUGCAGGAUUAUCACGAAAGAUUUCCCCCAGUAUUUUGCUGUGGUUUCACGGAUUAAACAGGAAAGCAACCAGAUUGGUCCUGAAGGUGGAAUUCUGAGCAGCACCACAGUGCCCCUUGUUCAAGCAUCUUUCCCAGAGGGUGCCCUAACUAAAAGAAUUCGAGUGGGCCUCCAGGCCCAGCCAGUUCCAGAUGAAAUUGUGAAAAAGAUCCUUGGAAACAAAGCAACAUUUAGCCCAAUCGUCACUGUGGAACCAAGAAGAAGGAAAUUCCAUAAACCAAUCACAAUGACCAUUCCGGUGCCCCCGCCCUCAGGAGAAGGUGUAUCCAAUGGAUACAAAGGGGACACCACACCCAAUCUUCGUCUUCUCUGUAGCAUUACAGGGGGCACUUCACCUGCUCAGUGGGAAGACAUCACAGGAACAACUCCUUUGACGUUUAUAAAAGAUUGUGUGUCUUUUACAACCAAUGUUUCAGCCAGAUUUUGGCUUGCAGACUGCCAUCAAGUUUUAGAAACUGUGGGGUUAGCCACGCAACUAUACAGAGAAUUGAUAUGUGUUCCAUAUAUGGCCAAGUUUGUUGUUUUUGCCAAAAUGAAUGAUCCUGUAGAAUCUUCCUUGAGAUGUUUCUGCAUGACAGAUGACAAAGUGGACAAAACUUUAGAGCAGCAAGAGAAUUUUGAGGAAGUCGCAAGAAGCAAAGAUAUUGAGGUUUUGGAAGGAAAACCUAUUUAUGUUGAUUGUUACGGAAAUUUGGCCCCACUUACCAAAGGAGGACAGCAACUCGUUUUUAACUUUUAUGCUUUCAAAGAAAAUAGACUGCCAUUUUCCAUCAAGAUUAGAGACACCAGCCAAGAGCCCUGUGGUCGUUUGUCCUUUCUGAAAGAACCAAAGACAACAAAAGGACUGCCUCAAACAGCUGUUUGCAACUUAAAUAUCACUCUGCCAGCACAUAAAAAGGAGACAGAGUCAGAUCAAGAUGAUGAGAUUGAGAAAACAGAUAGACGACAGAGCUUCGCGUCCUUAGCUUUACGUAAGCGCUACAGCUACUUGACUGAGCCUGGAAUGAAAACAGUUGAACGGAGUACAGGAGCAACAAGAUCCCUCCCCACCACUUACUCAUACAAGCCAUUCUUUUCUACAAGACCAUACCAGUCCUGGACAACAGCUCCGAUUACAGUGCCCGGGCCAGCCAAGUCAGGCUUCACUUCCUUAUCAAGUUCUUCCUCUAAUACGCCAUCAGCUUCUCCGUUAAAAUCAAUAUGGUCUGUUUCGACUCCUUCUCCAAUCAAAUCCACAUUAGGCGCGUCAACUACAUCUUCAGUUAAAUCCAUUAGUGACGUGGCAUCUCCAAUUAGAUCCUUUCGGACAAUUUCUUCGCCGAUAAAAACUGUGGUGUCACAAUCUCCAUACAAUAUCCAAGUUUCCUCUGGUACCCUGGCUAGAGCUCCCGCAGUCACGGAAGCUACGCCCUUAAAAGGGCUGGCAUCCAGUUCUACGUUUUCCUCUCGAACCUCUCCAGUGACUACAGCAGGGUCUCUUUUGGAGAGGUCAUCAAUUACUAUGACACCCCCUGCCUCCCCCAAAUCAAACAUUAAUAUGUAUUCCUCAAGUUUGCCAUUUAAGUCAAUUAUUACAUCAGCAGCACCGCUAAUAUCUUCACCUUUAAAGUCAGUGGUGUCUCCAGUUAAAUCAGCAGUUGAUGCCAUUUCAUCAGCCAAAGUUACAAUGGCGUCUUCCCUCUCAUCACCUGUGAAGCAGAUGUCUGGACAUGCAGAGGUAGCAUUAGUCAAUGGAUCUAUUUCCCCCCUAAAAUAUCCAUCAUCUUCAACUUUAAUUAACGGAUGCAAAGCCACUGCCACGUUACAGGAAAAAAUUUCUACAGCUACAAACUCUGUGAGCUCUGUGGUCCAUGCAGCCACUGACACAGUUGAGAAAGUGUUUUCUACCACGACUGCAAUGCCAUUUUCCCCACUCAGGUCUUACGUUUCUGCAGCACCAUCAGCUUUUCAGUCUCUAAGAACUCCUCCUGCAGGUGCACUCUACACAUCCCUUGGGUCGUCAAUAUCUGCAACUACCUCAUCUGUAACUUCAUCAGUUCUAACAGUGCCAGUAUACUCUGUAGUCAAUGUUUUGCCAGAACCAGCAUUAAAGAAACUUCCAGACUCUAAUUCAUUUACAAAAUCAGCAGCAGCCUUGCUGUCACCCAUUAAAACAUUGACUACGGAGACACGUCCUCAGCCUCAUUUCAGUCGAACUUCAUCUCCAGUUAAGUCAUCUUUGUUCCUUGCACCCUCUGCCCUUAAGUUGUCUACACCAUCUUCUUUAUCUUCCAGUCAGGAGAUACUAAAAGACGUGGCCGAAAUGAAAGAGGACCUAAUGCGGAUGACCGCAAUACUGCAGACAGAUGUGCCUGAGGAGAAGCCAUUCCAACCGGAACUCCCAAAAGAAGGGAGGAUUGAUGACGAAGAACCUUUCAAAAUUGUUGAGAAAGUAAAGGAAGACUUAGUGAAAGUUAGUGAAAUCCUUAAAAAGGACGUGUGUGUAGAUAGUAAAGGAUCACCCAAAUCACCAAAGAGUGACAAAGGAAACUCUCCCGAAGAUGACUGGACAGAAUUUAGUUCUGAAGAAAUCCGAGAAGCGAGACAGCAAGCUGCCGCCAGCCAUUCUCCAACUCUGCCUGAGAGAGUGCAAGUAAAAGCAAAGGCCGCCUCCGAAAAGGAUUAUAACUUGACCAAAGUUAUUGAUUACCUAACAAAUGAUAUUGGGAGUAGUUCACUGACAAACUUAAAAUACAAGUUUGAGGAUGCAAAGAAGGAUGGUGAGGAGAGACAGAAAAGAGUCUUAAAACCAGCAAUUGCUUUGCAGGAACACAAACUCAAAAUGCCUCCAGCCUCCAUGAGGCCUUCCACCUCUGAGAAAGAAUUGUGUAAAAUGGCUGAUUCCUUUUUUGGAACAGAUACUAUUUUAGAGUCUCCCGAUGACUUUUCUCAACAUGACCAAGAUAAAAGUCCCUUGUCUGACAGUGGCUUUGAAACAAGAAGUGAAAAGACACCCUCAGCCCCGCAAAGCGCUGAAAGCACGGGUCCUAAACCACUUUUUCACGAGGUUCCCAUCCCUCCUGUCAUUACGGAAACAAGAACUGAAGUGGUUCACGUCAUCCGGAGCUAUGAGCCCUCAGGUGGGGAUGUUCCCCAGACCCAACCAGAGGAGCCUGUGUCACCUAAACCUUCACCUACAUUUAUGGAAUUGGAACCAAAGCCCACCACCUCUAGCAUUAAAGAAAAAGUUAAAGCAUUUCAAAUGAAAGCCAGUAGCGAAGACGAUGACCACAAUCGGGUUUUAAGCAAAGGCAUGCGUGUUAAAGAAGAGACUCACAUAACCACAACCACCAGAAUGGUUUAUCACUCUCCACCAGGCGGUGAAGGUACAUCUGAAAGAAUUGAAGAAACCAUGUCAGUCCAUGACAUCAUGAAGGCCUUUCAGUCCGGGCGGGAUCCUUCCAAAGAGCUGGCAGGUCUGUUUGAACAUAAGUCGGCAGUGUCUCCAGAUGUUCACAAGUCUGCUGCUGAAACCUCAGCCCAGCAUGCAGAGAAGGACAACCAAAUGAAACCCAAACUGGAGCGUAUAAUAGAAGUCCACAUCGAAAAAGGUCCACAGAGUCCAUGUGAACGGACAGAUAUCAGGAUGGCAAUAGUAGCCGACCACCUGGGACUUAGUUGGACAGAACUGGCAAGGGAACUGAAUUUUUCAGUGGAUGAAAUAAAUCAAAUACGUGUGGAAAACCCCAAUUCUUUAAUUUCUCAAAGCUUCAUGUUAUUAAAAAAAUGGGUUACCAGAGACGGAAAAAAUGCCACAACUGAUGCCUUAACUGCGGUCUUGACAAAAAUUAAUCGAAUAGAUAUAGUGACACUGCUAGAAGGACCAAUAUUUGAUUAUGGAAAUAUUUCAGGCACCAGAAGUUUUGCAGAUGAGAACAAUGUUUUCCAUGACCCUGUUGAUGGUUAUCCUUCCCUUCAAGUGGAACUGGAAACCCCCACAGGGUUGCACUACACACCACCUACCCCUUUGCAGCAAGAUGAUUAUUUUAGUGAUACCUCUAGCAUAGAAUCUCCCUUUAGAACCCCCAGUAGACUGAGUGAUGGGCUAGUGCCUUCCCAGGGGAACAUAGAGCGUUCCACAGAUGGACCUCCAGUUGUAACUGCAGAAGACACUUCCUUAGAAGACAGCAAACUGGAAGACUCAGUGCCUUUAACAGAAAUGCCUGAAGCAGUGGAUGUAGAUGAGAGCCAGUUGGAGGAUGUAUGUCUGAGUGAGUAUCCUCAAUACCUCGGAAAUUUGGCUGGGGCCCCAAAAGAUGUUAAACCAGCACAGCCUAGAAAACUAGGAGUAAGCUCUGCGCAGCAGGAGAAAGGAAAAUCUGGUCCUGAUGAGGAGAUGACGGAAGAGAAACUCAAAUCUCUAUUUGAGGACAUCCAUCUUGAAGAAGGAGUAGAGUCUGAGGAGAUGACAGAAGAAAAAGUACAGGCUAUUCUUAAGCGUGUUCAGCAAGCAGAACUGGAAAUGUCUUCAAUUACAGGUUGGCAGAAUGAGACAUCAAGUGGAAACCUAGAAUCGCCCGCUCAAGCUCGAAGAGUAACUGGUGGGUUACUAGAUCGACUGGAUGACAGCCCUGACCAGUGUAGAGAUUCCAUUACCUCAUAUCUCAAAGGAGAAGCUGGAAAAUUUGAAGCAAAUGGAAGCCAUACAGAAAUCACUCCAGAAGCAAAGACAAAACCUUACUUUCCAGAAUCCCAAAAUGAUAUAGGAAAACAGAAUACUAAGGAAACUCUGAAACCAAAAAUACAUGGAUCUGGUCAUGUUGAAGAACCAGCAUCACCACUAGCAGCAUAUCAGAAAUCUCUAGACGAAACCAGCAAGUUUGUAAUAGAAGAGACUAAACCCUGUGUGCCUGUCAGUAUGAAAAAGAUGAGUAGGACUUCUCCCCCAGAUGGCAAGCCAAGGCUUAACCUCCAUGAAGAAGAGGGGUCCAGUGGGUCUGAGCAAAAGGUCAAAAGUCCGGGUGCGGCUCUUACACGGAUGACUGCCUGCUGUUAUAAGGACUUGAAAGACAGUGAGAGUGAUUCAAGCUCAGAGGAAGAACGGAGAGUCACUACCCGAGUUAUUCGCCGGCGUUUGAUUAUAAAGGGAGAGGAAGCAAAAAACAUUCCUGGUGAAUCUGUCACAGAAGAACAAUUUACCGAUGAAGAAGGCAACCUCAUCACCAGAAAAAUCACUCGGAAAGUAUUAAGACGAAUUGUUAUCCCACAAGAGAGAAAACAUGAUGUGCAGGGAGAAGUUUUUAAGGUGAAAGCGAAGAAAGAAAUCCGGCAUGUGGAAAAGAAGAGCCACUCGUAACAGCGAACGGAUCAUAAGUUUUUACUGCCAGUAUUGAGAAAUUCACGGAAGAAAUGUCAGCAGGAAGUAAAAAUUCACCGAGAAGCGUGUGUAUGUUCGCUGCUUCCACACAUUAAUGGCAUGAUUUUUUUUAUGCAAAAAGAAAAGGAAAAAAGAAAACCACCCACAUUUUAAUUUAGCAUGAGCCAAUUUACAGAGCAUGGAAAUCACUUUCAUUUCCGGAUUGGCGCGUGUGCAAUUAGCAAUGCAGUGUAUAUACAAGAAGCCAUGCUGUUAACAGUUUAUCUCAAGUGAUUUUGGUGUCAUUUACAAAAGGAAGAAAUUCCUGCCAUCAGAAGGAACAGAGGAGAUGGAAUGAUCAAAUCACAGAGAAACACUAAAAUUACUAAAUCUACAACAGCUCGCCUUAUUUUUCCUGGACCCAAACUGUCAGGGUAUAAACACUAUUUGUUUCUUUUUUAAAACAUCGAUAGUUUUGCUGUAAAUAGUAACACUGUAUAAAUUCUAACAGAAAAAUAGAAUAAAAUGUUGAUAAGGCACUGCCUCUUAGAACACAAACAGAAUAUUGCAAAUGCAUUUAACAAAUAGGGGUCUCAAGUGACUUCACCCUAGAAGAGGAGGGAGGGGUUCUGGGGGUGGGGGGAAUCUUCACUGAUUCUUGUAUAUUAGCAAUUAUAAUGUUUGUAUAUGCAAAACUGCUAGCUUGAUUUUAAAAAAACAAAUCUUUAAAAUCUGCUGCAAAUUUAAAUAAUUCCCAAAAUGAGGAAUUCUGUAGUUCUGUGAAAAAAUUUUUUCUUCAGAAUACUAAUAUUUUGAUGCAUGUGUAUCACCUUAUUUUGAUUAAAUCUUUUCCAAUUUUGCAAACACUACAGUAUACUGCAACACAAAAGAUUUUAUCUGUAAACACAAAGCCCUUCAUCUAAUAUUUGUUGCUAUUGCCAAUUUUUCAAUGAAAUGACCUGAAAACAAACAAAAAAAAAUAACCUAUAUGGUAGUUGCUUUAGGGGGUGGGGGGGUGCUAUCUGUUAGUGCUUAAAAGGGGGUAAAUGCUUGCCGCUUUAGAGGUGGAUGGUGCUCAUAAGAGGCCCCAGUCGGGGGUAUUUGAAAUGGACUGAACAGAAAUCCUUAGCUAGUAGAAUGGCAGCACGCUGUAAAAUUAUUACUGUAUUGUGUACUGGCUAUAAGAUGUAGACACAUUUCAGUAAGCCAAUCAUUUGUAACCAUUCUAGCAGUGUCAUAUUAGGUUAAUAAGGCUGCUGUGUUUUAAAGGGCAUUUUUAUUUGGGUUUUGGUGAAAUUCUUUAAUUUGUUGAUUAUAUUCACAUAAAAUCAGCAUUCAUCGACACAUAACUCUAAUGACAUAUGUAUGAAAAACCAUACACUGGAUGACCUAGUCGAUUAUUUAAGCAUAAAAUAAAUUGUGUUAAACUCUUCACCUA